UCCAGGAUCUUGCAAAGGUUUGUUGUGAUAUUGUUGUGGUAUUGCUGUGAGUUUGAGUUUCACUUUCUUCCGGGAAUAACAAAAAAUUGUGAUCCUACCAGGAUCUUGCGAGGGUUUGUUGUGAUAGUUGUGGCCAUAAGUGAUUUUGUUGCUGGAAUUCUCAUAAACUGCCUUUAAAGUUGCGGUGAUUUUGACAAUACAAUUCAUAAAAUCGCAAAUAAAGAAAUUCUAUGACUUUACAUUCAGUUUCCAUUCCAUGAAUUGAUCGCAUUCCUGUUUAUGGUUACAUGCUGUGAAUGUUUCUAAUACCAUAGAUUUCAAGCAACAGAAAUAUUUGGAAUAUUUUCCCCAAUAGGGCAUAAAUGGAGGGGAUGUUCCUGAAUUUGUUGAGCUGCUCAGUAAUGCCACACAGCAGAAUGAUGCUCUAGUUGUUUCUUCACAAGCAACUGUCACAUCUAUUGUGACCAUACUUGACAAUAUUGCAACAGCUUCCGGUACAAUCAAAGUGGACCAGGAGGUGAUGGAGGUAUGGUGUUUCGAAAUGUGAAAUUUAUUUUUUUAACUAAGAAUUGGCCACAGAAAAGACGUAUUGAGUGUUUUCUAUUAAACUGAUCUGGUUUGGUGGCAUUUACCACCAAAAACCUUUUCUAACCCAUUCCUUUUUGUCAAUUGUAUUUUCACAGAAUUUCCUUCAAACUGUGAAUGUCCUUCUGUCCCCGGGUGCAAAUGCUGUCUGGAAUAACUUAAAUAGUGAUACCAAUGAAACUCGUAAAAGUGCCAGCUCCAAUUUGUUGCUUGCCGUGGAAAAGAUGGCAGGUGCACUCGCAAAUGAAGACACAUAUCAGAUUGUGACAGAAACCCUUUCUUUGAACAAAUCUGUGAUGAAUGAAGCCAAUAAUUUGCUCGUGAUAAACUCAUCUGAAAUUGAAAUCCCUGCAACAGAGCUUUUUGGGAGGAACACCUCAGUCACAGUCGUUGUAUUUUUUUCCCUUAAUAAUGUUAUCCCAGUCAGAACUUUAUAUGACUCCAUAGACAAUACCCUAAAUGGCAACGUUAUUUUGGUCAAUACAAGUCAACGCCUUGACAACAUCUCUCUGACCUUUGAGAAAAACAAUACUGAAUUGGCAAACCCCCUUUGUGUCUUUUGGAACUUUGAUCUUUUCAACAAAACUGGUGGAUGGGAUUCAUUUGGGUGUGAGCCGAAGUUCGAUGGAAAUUUCACAGUCACAUGCGAGUGCAAUCACACAACUUCCUUUUCCAUUCUCAUGUCACCGUAUAUUCCAGAGAAAGUCAAAGAGGCCCUGGCAUACAUAACAUAUAUUGGAGUUGGAAUAUCAAUGGGCAGCUUGGUCAUCUGCCUAAUAAUUGAGAUCAUUGUUUGGCGUGCCAUGACAACGAAUGACACAGCCUACAUGAGACACGUCUGCAUUGUUAACAUUGCUGUGUCCCUCUUGAUUGCUGACAUCUGGUUCAUCGUAGGAGCAGCUGUAUCGAAUGAAAAUGGAGCAGCCGUGGGGCCCUGCACUGCAGCUACGUUUUUUGCCCACUUCUUUUAUCUGGCAAUGUUCUUCUGGAUGCUGUUAUCUGCCCUACUGCUCUUGUACCGCAUUGUGUGGGUCUUCUCGCACAUAUCCAGGUUAGCCAUGAUGCUAAUUGGCUUCUUUCUUGGCUACGGUGGCCCUCUCAUUAUAGCAGUGGUAACUGUGGCAUCGACAGCUGGAGGCGAUGGCUAUAUCAACUCAAAUAAUACGUGCUGGCUAAACUGGACUGAGACUAAGGCCCUGUUGGCCUUUGUGAUCCCCGCCUUGGUGAUUGUGGCCAUCAAUCUUUGUGUCAUGAUCGUGGUCCUGGUCAAACUGCUCAGAAGAGGAGUGGGAGACACUGAGCAAAAUGAUGAAAAACACAACCUAAAGGUCAUUGCAAAAUGUGUGGCCGUAUUAACUCCACUGUUUGGCCUUACCUGGGGAUUUGGCAUUGGCAUCUUGAUUGCUCCGGAUAGUGUUGGACUCCAUGUUGUUUUUGCAGUCCUAAAUUCUUUUCAGGUAUGUAUUUGGAUUACCAUAAAUUAUAUCAACUGAAUGCACUUUUAAUAUUGUUCUGUAUGUUGUAUGUGUUGUAUACAUUCUCUCAUGCAUAUUUCUCUUUAAAAGGGUUUCUUCAUUUUGGUGUUUGGGACCCUCUUGGAUAGUAAGGUAUGUAUUGUCACUAAAGUCAGUCAGAUCUUCCUCUUGGAAUAGAACAGCUCUGUAUGUGUGUUUGUUUGUUUGCUUGUUUGUUCAGAAACAAAUUCAUUCUGAGUGCAAAGGGCCACAUCAAAUAACAGUCAGAUAAUGAACUAGAUCUUUAUUGAAAAUCUACUGUACAUCUUUGAAUGACAGCUGAACAGUAUUAAUAAUCUAAGCACACAUCAAUGAAGUGUCUUCAGUUUUUUUUUCUACAGGAAGCUGGA
This is a messenger RNA of Clupea harengus (Atlantic herring), 2449 nucleotides long. RefSeq names its product adhesion G-protein coupled receptor F1-like. Gene Ontology annotation, molecular function: G protein-coupled receptor activity. Gene Ontology annotation, cellular component: membrane. The transcript has a single exon. The coding region runs from base 810 to 2078 and encodes 422 amino acids. The record is from RefSeq and is a predicted model, not a curated record. Gene Ontology annotation, biological process: cell surface receptor signaling pathway; adenylate cyclase-activating G protein-coupled receptor signaling pathway. Lineage: Eukaryota; Metazoa; Chordata; Actinopteri; Clupeiformes; Clupeidae.